This is a messenger RNA of Polistes canadensis, 1510 nucleotides long. It is a transcript of the gene Ufd1-like, whose product is annotated as ubiquitin fusion degradation protein 1 homolog. Gene Ontology annotation, cellular component: VCP-NPL4-UFD1 AAA ATPase complex. The coding region runs from base 439 to 1344 and encodes 301 amino acids. The transcript is spliced from 3 exons. Gene Ontology annotation, molecular function: polyubiquitin modification-dependent protein binding. The record is from RefSeq and is a predicted model, not a curated record. NCBI's taxonomy places the organism in Eukaryota, Metazoa, Arthropoda, Insecta, Hymenoptera, Vespidae.
AAAUUUGUAUUCAUUAUUAGACCUAAUUAGUAGCUCACUUGUGAUAAAAUCAGACUGCAAUAAUGAAAAUCAUUGUAAAAGCAUUUAACAUUUUGUACGUUUCAUGUAAUAUUUCCGGAUAAAUUUACGUAACAUGAUUCAGAUAUUACGUUAUAAUAUUAAUACAGCCCAUAUGAGCGGAUGAAAAUCGUCUGCUACGUGUGUAUAUCUUAUGUGUGGCAACAUUAAGGACAUUCAUUUUCCUUGGCUUAAGCAGUGACAUUUUAAUUUCAAAUUUUCUCAAGAAAAGUAAUUUGUCAAUAGCUGUGAGAGACGGAUCGCUGAAAGAAAAACUAAAAAGAUGGUAAAAUAAUCAGAAAGAAGGGUCGGAUAUUUAAAGGAGGCAUACAUUGAAUUCGACGGAUUUUGCUUUAAACAGAGGUUAUAUUGAUCAUCAGCAUGACUUUCCACUUUCAGUUUGGAUUUAACAUGUUUCCGGAGAUUCCGCGGCCCUUUAACACGCAGUACAAGUGCUUCUCCGUCUCGAUGUUACCAGGAAUUUAUAGGCAAGAUGUGGAACGCGGUGGAAAAAUAAUUAUGCCUCCAUCAGCUCUAGAACAACUUACUAGAUUAAAUAUUAAUUAUCCAAUGUUGUUCAAAUUAACAAAUAAGAAAACUAAUAGAAUUACUCACUGCGGUGUAUUAGAAUUUGUAGCGGAUGAAGGAAAAGUCUAUUUGCCUUAUUGGAUGAUGCAUAAUCUUCUUUUGGAAGAAGGAGAGUUGUUAAACAUUGAAAGUGUAUCUCUUCCUAUUGCAAAAUUUUCACGUUUUCAGCCACAAUCGGAAGACUUUUUAGAUAUUACUAAUCCAAAAGCAGUAUUAGAAAAUGGUUUAAGAAGUUUUGCAUGUCUUACUACAGGAGAUGUUAUUGCAAUAAAAUAUAAUCAAAGAAUAUAUGAGAUGUGUGUAUUAGAAACUAAACCUGGUCCAGCGGUUAGCAUUAUUGAAUGCGAUAUGAAUGUCGAAUUUGCUCCACCUCUUGGAUAUAAAGAACCGGAAAGAGAAGCGAAGAACAAUGAAAAGGAUGUAGAUCCAUCUGAAUUAAUGCCAACACCUACUGGUUUUAUACCAUUUAAAGGACAAGGUAACAGAUUAGAUGGUAAAAAGCGUAAGGACUCGUCUCAACUUGAUACGCUGACGAAUAAAGUGGCCUAUGUAAGAGGUAUACCUGAUUAUGAUUAUAAAAUAGGAACACUGAGGUUUCUAAGAAAUAUGAAGCCUGUUAACAACAAAGAAAUAAAAGAGCAAGACGAAUUCAAAGCAUUCACUGGAGAAGGUUUCUCCCUUAGAAAGUCAAGAAAAUGAUAAUGCAAUUCUAAAUGAGUAAUUCAAUUGUAAUUCGAUAACAUGGUCAUAUUUAUCAUUCUAAUAUUAUGUUAUCCUCAAAAUGUAUUUGUUAGUACAAUCAUCCGUUGACAGUAUACUUGUAUCUUUGUAACUUAAGUCAAUACAAAAACAUUUUUUAAAUUUA